Molecule: messenger RNA, 3787 nt
Organism: Anguilla anguilla (European eel)
Lineage: Eukaryota; Metazoa; Chordata; Actinopteri; Anguilliformes; Anguillidae
Product: NACHT, LRR and PYD domains-containing protein 5-like
Exons: 12
Coding region: 307-3135 (942 amino acids)
Molecular function (GO): protein binding
Source: RefSeq, a predicted model, not a curated record
GGACGUUACGUGCUUCCUGUCCUCUCCGUGGAUCUCCUCCUGGUGGAUUUUCCCCAGCUUGCUGCAGGCGGACCCUUCAAACUCAAACGCCAUUUUAAAGACGGACGAGAAAGAAAAGGGAGUAAAAGAAGGAAUAAAACUGAAAAAAAGAACAGAGGACAACAGCAGAGACUGUUUCCACAGGACGAACGUUCAACUAAGGAACUAAAUUUAACAGAGGUUGGCUAGUUUGGGAUAGAACCCACAUGUGGUGUAAACUGGUCUGAUGUGUUCCAGUCUCCUGAGAUAGGGGGCGCUGUAUCUAAAAUGAGUCACUCAGGAGAGCCAGACACCAAAGGAGGAACCCUCCGCACUAACAGAAAGAGGGUCCAGGUAGAAAGAGCAGGGUCACCUGUACCCAACUGUAAGUCUAUGAAGAUUGAUCAUUCAAUGGGGAAGCCAGUCAACUUCAGAGAAGAGUAUCCGGGUGAUUCAAGGGCCCAGGUAGAAAGAGCAGGGUCACCUGUACCCAGCUGUGUGUCUAUGAAGAGUGAUCAUUCAAUGGGGAAGCCAGUCAACUUCAGAGAAGAGUAUCCAGGUGAUUCAAGGGCCCAGGUAGAAAGAGCAGGGUCACCUGUACCCAGCUGUGUGUCUAUGAAGAGUGAUCAUUCAAUGGGGAAGCCAGUCAACUUCAGAGAAGAGUAUCCAGGUGAUUCAAGGGCCCAGGUAGAAAGAGCAGGGUCACCUGUACCCAGCUGUGUGUCUAUGAAGAGUGAUCAUUCAAUGGGGAAGCCAGUCAACUUCAGAGAAGAGUAUCCAGGUGAUUCAAGGGCCCAGGUAGAAAGAGCAGGGUCACCUGUACCCAGCUGUGUGUCUAUGAAGAGUGAUCAUUCAAUGGGGAAGCCAGUCAACUUCAGAGAAGAGUAUCCAGGUGAUUCAAGGGUCCAGCAGUCACUGGAGUACGUGAAGCAGAAGGAUCUUGCUGAUUCACUGGAACGAGAUGAGCACAAUGAGUCCAUAAAAAGAGCCCAGCAGGCACUGAAAACUCAUCUGAAGAAGAAGUUUGAAUGCAUAUUUGAAGGUUUAACAAAGCAAGGCCACCCAACCCUCUUCAAUGAGAUCUAUACUGAGCUCUACAUCACAGAGGGGGGAAGUGGGGAGGUCAAUAAUGAACACGAAGUCAGACAGAUUGAGACAGCAUCCAAGAGACGAACCACACAGGAGACUGCAAUCCUCUGCAAUGACAUCUUUAUGCCUUUACCUGGACAACAUGACAUCUUUAUGCCUUUACCUGGACAAAGGAAACCUCCGAUCAGAACUGUGCUUACAAAGGGCAUUGCUGGCAUUGGGAAAACUGUUUCUGUGCAGAAGUUCAUUCUGGACUGGGCAGAAGGAAAAGCCAAUCAGGACGUUGAUUUUAUCUUCACUCUUCCUUUCCGAGAUCUGAAUCUGCUGGAGAAAAGAGAAUUCAGUCUGAUGCAGCUUCUGCAGCACUACUUUCCACAGCUGAAAGAGAUCAGAAGUGUUGAAGGUGAUGAAGUCAAAGUUGUAUUUAUCUUUGAUGGACUGGAUGAGUGUCGACUUCCUCUAAAUUUCCAAAGUAAUAAGUACUGCUCCAAUAUAACAGAGUCAUCAUCAGUGCAUGUGCUGCUGACCAACCUCAUUAAGGGGAAUCUGCUUCCCUCUGCUCUCCUCUGGAUCACCUCCCGACCAGCAGCAGCCAAUCAGAUCCCUCCUGAGUGCGUCCACCGGGUGACAGAGGUACGAGGAUUCAAUGACCCGCAGAAAGAGGAGUACUUCAGGAAGAAAGUCAGGGAUGAGAACCAGGCCUGCAGAAUUAUCUCACACAUUAAGUCAUCCAGGAGCCUCUACAUCAUGUGCCACAUACCAGUCUUCUGCUGGAUUUCUGCUACUGUUCUGGAGACAAUGUUGGGUAAAACAGAGAGUGGAGAUCUACCCAGAACUCUGACUGAAAUGUACACACACUUUCUGCUUAUUCAGACUAAGGUGAAGAAUCAGAAAUAUCAUGGCACUGAUGAGACAGACACAAAGAUGUUAGCAUCAGAUACAGAAAUCAUCCUGAAACUGGGGCAGCUGGCUUUUCUACAGAUGGAAAAGGGCAAUCUGAUAUUCUAUGAAGAGGACCUGAAAGAGAGUGGCAUUGAUGUCAGUGAAGCUUCGGUGUACUCUGGGGUGUGCACAGAGAUCUUUAAAGAGGAGUGUGGGUUGGGUCAGGAGAAGUUCUACUGCUUUGUGCAUCUGAGCAUUCAGGAGUAUCUGGCUGCCCUGUAUGUAUUUCAAUCAUGUGUAAAUGAGAACAGAAAUGUACUCAGAGCAGAAGAAUCAAAACCUCACAGUGACAGACUGGAGCUGUCUGAGUUACAUGGGAGUGCAGUGGAUCAGGCCGUGAAGAGUAAGAAUGGACACCUGGACCUUUUCCUCCGAUUCCUUCUCGGCCUCUCUCUGGACUCCAUUCAGACUCUCUUAGAAGGACUACUGACAGAGACAGAAAGCAGAUCAGAGGAAAUUAAGAAAACAGUCCAGUACAUUAAGGACAGGAUCAGAGAGGAAUCUUCAGCAGACAGGAUCAUCAAUCUGUUCCACUGUCUCAAUGAACUGAAUGACAACUCUCUAGUGCAGGAAAUCCAGAAUUCCCUGCAAUCAGGAAAACUUUCUGAUAAAGAGCUGGAACCAGACCAAUGUUCAGCUCUGGCCUAUGUGUUACUGACAUCAGAGGAGGUCCUGGAUGAGUUUGACUUGAAGACAUACAACACAUCAGCAGAAGGUCAUCAGAGACUGGUACCAGUAGUCAGGAACUGCAGGAAGGCCAUACUGAACAGCUGUGGCCUCACAGAGAAGUCCUGUGAUAUUGUGGCCUCAGCUCUCCAGUCAUCAGACUCACCCCUGAGAGAUCUGGACCUCAGCUCCAAUAACCUGCGAGAUUCAGGAGUGAAGCUACUCUGUGCUGGAUUGAGGAGUCCAAACUGUAAACUGCAGAGACUGGACCUCAGCUACAAUAACCUGGGAGAUUCAGGAGUGGAGCUGCUCUGUGUUGAACUGAUGAGUCCAAACUGUAAACUACAGAGACUGGGCAUUCUUUCUUUGCCCAUAUAUACCUUACUCCUCUAUCACAACAAGCAAAUAAAAGCAGGAUAAAACCUUUUGAGGGUUGCCAGGUUUGUGGUUCCUGAGCAGAAUGUAAGGUUUCAGUGGAGUCUGUAGUAUCAGGUCACAGGUGAUGACUGGAUGCUGAGUGUCUGAUUGACAUGGUAAAAGAUUGACCACCUGCAUAGUAAAAUGUUUCAGGUCUGUCACACAUUGCAGACUUCAUACAUCUCCAUUAUUCACUACCUGCUGUGAACUCUAAUGAAAUCCAUAUAUUUACCCCACUCUCUUUCACACACUGACCUUUUGAUGAAGGUGAGUUUUACUCCUUCAUCACACACCUGUGUGUGCUGCAGGAUUGUUGUGUUUCUGAAAGGAUUGUGAAUAAAAUGGUAUUUUGUUCUGCUGGUAAAGCCAAGCAUUAACUAUUGGCCGGCAGGGUAUGUGUGUACAUCUUGGUGGGAGAGUGUCCAUCUGAACAACAUGUGAGCUGCUGUUUAGAUGCAGUGUUACAUCAUUUAGUUCAGUCAGUCUUCUGCUGUUCCAGUCCCAAGUCAUAGGCUGGAUAUUAUACCGUUGUAAGCAGGCAUGCUGUGUGGAAUAGCCUGAUUCAGAGGUCAGUGUUCUGGCUCUAGCUCCUAUCAUCUAAAGGAUAACAUCAUUUACAGGAGUAUUUCUUAGAUAAGUAUUCUAAUAACUCUCA